GAAGUUCAAGGCGUAAUAGAAUCAUAACAAAAUGGUUCCUAAUAAUAUCCAAUAAUUUCCGUCACAUUUCGGGUCCCUGACCACUAAAACAUUAGCCCGUUCCUCCACCGUUCAAAAGACUAUGGCCAAGUGGUUCUUGUGUAGGCGAAACGAAGUACCUUUGCUUUUCCAGAAGUAUUGCUCCAAAGACAUUAGCCGUCCCCGGUGCUCAACAGUUAUUCGUUACACAGACCGUGAACUAGCACGAGUUCCGGUCGUGGUCCAUUAGUGACGACGCCUCGAACACGAUUUCUGUGCAACACAUCAGUACAAAUCCCCUCCACGCCGGCAAUGGAUUCUGCGAGCGAUGCCUGUAAGGACGACGACGACGAAAGUUCGUCCGCCUCGCCGUCCUCCGAUUCGGAGUCCACGCCAAAGCGUUCCGAACUCGACGAGUUUCGCGAAAUAUGGCAACAAGAACUGAAGAAGGAUCAACCCAAAACCCAGUCGUCAACCGUUCUAAAUGGCGCACCCGGGACAAACCGCGAAGCUGUGUCUGUCGAGCAGCAGGCACGUUCCCUGUUUCUGCAGGGCUCGGAGCUCGAGCGGAGUGGUAAGGUGUUCGAAGCCAUGAGACUCUACCGACGAGCUACCCAGCUGGUGCCUGACAUUGAGUUUAAAGUGUUCGACAAGAAGCAUCUUUCGUCGAAGCAUCCGGAUGAUGCAAUCGAUGGUAGCACGGUCGGCGGGCUUGUGGAAGGAAUGGCUGAGGCAAUCAUCGACGAAGAGGAAGAAAAUUUGGAGAACGUCGAUCUGGUGCUGCGUUUCCAGGCACUGAUGGGUCGCUCGGGUAAACUCUUCGAACGAGCAACUAGUGACCGGAAGAUGAUCGUAACGGCUGCCCAUCUGUCCGAUCUUCCGACGGAGCUAAUCCUUUACAUCCUGCGAUGGGUUGUGUCUAACGAUCUGGAUAUGAAGUCACUCGAACGCUUUGCUUCCGUGUGCCGAGGAUUCUUUCUACUGGCACGGGAUCCAGAAAUCUGGCGCCACGCUUGCUUGAGAGUAUGGGGUGUUAACAUGGGUGUGCUGAAGGGUUCUCCUUUCGGUUCGUGGCGUGAGAUGUACAUCAAGCGCCCACGGGUACACUUUCACGGAUGUUACAUCAGCCGCGCCAGCUAUCUGCGGUCCGGUGAGAACAGUUUUCAGGAUCAGUUUUAUCGGCCAAUACAACUGGUGGAGUACUACCGUUACGUACGUUUUUUCGCCGACGGCCAGGUACGGAUGCUAACGACCGCAGACGAACCGUCUCAGUGCGUCGCCAAGCUAAAGCAACGUUGGCCAGCGCAAAAUGAAAUUCUUCGCGGGCACUAUCGCUUACUGAACGAUGAAGUUAUCAUCGCAAUCCAGCGAAACCGUCAACCAGCUCUGCAGCGACCGGGUCGGAAUUCGCGCGACCAUGAAGCGGAGUGCGGUCUUCAAACGUUCUACAUGGAGCUGCGUAUCGGCAGCACCAGCAAGAGGCCGUUCAGCCAACUGCUGUGGACACAGUACUCGAUGGUACAGCAGCGGAACAACCAAGAGAGAAAGACACAGUUUGAGCUUGUGCCAUCAAAGUACCCACCGUUGUACUUUUCGCGCGUCAAGCACUAUCACCAGGAAUCGGACGGACCCCUAAUGUAGCUUGAAGCGAGGCAGCUUUCAGGUGCAACAAAAGAAAGCACGAGGUGGUGGUUUUUAUUUUUGAUACUUUAAACAGUGUGUAUUCUAUUUAAUAGAAAGAGAAUUGUUACUUAUUACGAAAAGGGGAAAAACAAGCCCAAUUGCUUGUGGAAUGGUCUUGCAUUGAGACGCUGGCACGCUACAUAGCGCUAUCAAUAAAAUAUUAAUGUUGAA
Anopheles bellator is the source of this 1872-nucleotide messenger RNA. RefSeq names its product F-box only protein 9. The record is from RefSeq and is a predicted model, not a curated record. Gene Ontology annotation, biological process: SCF-dependent proteasomal ubiquitin-dependent protein catabolic process. Gene Ontology annotation, molecular function: protein binding. The transcript has 3 exons. The coding region runs from base 331 to 1659 and encodes 442 amino acids. NCBI's taxonomy places the organism in Eukaryota, Metazoa, Arthropoda, Insecta, Diptera, Culicidae. Gene Ontology annotation, cellular component: SCF ubiquitin ligase complex.